Messenger RNA from Prorocentrum cordatum, 3270 nucleotides. Lineage: Eukaryota; Dinophyceae; Prorocentrales; Prorocentraceae. The record is from the annotation of a GenBank genome assembly.
CAGCCGCGGCCUUCUGACCGCGACGGCGCGUUCCGCAAGGUGACGGCUGCCCUGCAGCGCCACAGGCGCGGGGUGGCCAGCGGCAGCGGCAUCAGCUGCUACCAGAACGGCACGGAGGCCGGGUCAGCAGCGACCGUGGGGAGCUGCCAGGAGGGCGACGACAUGUGCUCGGUGAUGACAGUGUUGGGCUCGCUCGUGCACACCUGCUCCAACAAGGACGCCUGCGACCUCGCCAAAAAAGCGGGAGACUUGUGGGGCGACCUCAUCGGGGAGGAGAAGGACCCGCUCGAGGGCAGCCUCGGUUUCUCUUGCUGCCAGGGGGACGGGUGCAACGAGCCCGGCUCCGCGGCCCUCGCCCAGCAGCCGCGGCCUUCUGACCGCGACGGCGCGUUCCGCACGGUGACGGCUGCCCUGCAGCGCCACAGGGGCGGGGUGGCCAGCGGCAGCGGCAUCAGCUGCUACCAGAACGGCACGGAGCCCGGGUCAGCGGCCACCGAGGGGAGCUGCCAGGAGGGCGACGACAUGUGCUCGGUGACCACAGUGAUGGGCUCGCUCGUGUACACCUGCUCCAACAAGAACGCCUGCGACCUCGCCAAAAAAGCGGGAGAUUUCUGGGGCGACCUCAUCGGGGAGGAGAAGAACCCGCUCGGGGACAUCCUCGGUUUCUCUUGCUGCCAAGGGGACGGGUGCAACGAGCCCGGCGCCGCGGCCCUCGCCCAGCAGCCGCGGCCCUCUGACCGCGACGGCGCGUUCCGCACAGUGACGGCUGCCCUGCAGCGCCACAGGGGUGGGGUGGCCAGCGGCAGCGGCAUCAGCUGCUACCAGAACGGCACGGAGCCCGGGUCAGCGGCCACCGAGGGGAGCUGCCAGGAAGGCGACGACAUGUGCUCGGUGACCACAGUGAUGGGCUCGCUCGUGUACACCUGCUCCAACAAGAACGCCUGCGACCUCGCCAAAAAAACGGGAGACUUGUGGGGCGACCUCAUCGGGGAGGAGAAGGACCCGCUCGGGGACAUCCUCGGUUUCUCUUGCUGCCAGGGGGACGGGUGCAACGAGCCCGGCGCCGCGGCCCUCGCCCAGCAGCCGCGGCCCUCUGACCGCGACGGCACGUUCCGCACGGUGACGGCUGCCCUGCAGCGCCACAGGGGCGGGGUGGCCAGCGGCAGCGGCAUCAGCUGCUACCAGAACGGCACGGAGCCCGGGUCAGCGGCCACCGAGGGGAGCUGCCAGGAGGGCGACGACAUGUGCUCGGUGACCACAGUGAUGGGCUCGCUCGUGUACACCUGCUCCAACAAGAACGCCUGCGACCUCGCCAAAAAAGCGGGAGACUUGUGGGGCGACCUCAUCGGGGAGGAGAAGGACCCGCUCGGGGACAUCCUCGGUUUCUCUUGCUGCCAGGGGGACGGGUGCAACGAGCCCGGCGCCGCGGCCCUCGCCCAGCAGCCGCGGCCUUCUGACCGCGACGGCACAUUCCGCAAGGUGACGGCUGCCCUGCAGCGCCACAGGCGCGGGGUGGCCAGCGGCAGCGGCAUCAGCUGCUACCAGAACGGCACGGAGGCCGGGUCAGCAGCGACCGUGGGGAGCUGCCAGGAGGGCGACGACAUGUGCUCGGUGAUGACAGUGAUGGGCUCGCUCGUGUACACCUGCUCCAACAAGGACGCCUGCGACCUCGCCAAAAAAGCGGGAGACUUGUGGGGCGACCUCAUCGGGGAGGAGAAGGACCCGCUCGAGGGCAGCCUCGGUUUCUCUUGUUGCCAGGGGGACGGGUGCAACGAGCCCGGCGCCGCGGCCCUCGCCCAGCAGCCGCGGCCUUCUGACCGCGUCGGCACGUUCCGCACGGUGACGGCUGCCCUGCAGCGCCACAGGGGCGGGGUGGCCAGCGGCAGCGGCAUCAGCUGCUACCAGAACGGCACGGAGCCCGGGUCAGCGGCCACCGAGGGGAGCUGCCAGGAGGGCGACGACAUGUGCUCGGUGACCACAGUGAUGGGCUCGCUCGUGUACACCUGCUCCAACAAGAACGCCUGCGACCUCGCCAAAAAAGCGGGAGACUUGUGGGGCGACCUCAUCGGGGAGGAGAAGGACCCGCUCGGGGACAUCCUUGGUUUCUCUUGCUGCCAAGGGGACGGGUGCAACGAGCCCGGCGCCGCGGCCCUCGCCCAGCAGCCGCGGCCUUCUGACCGCGACGGCGCGUUCCGCACGGUGACGGCUGCCCUGCAGCGCCACAGGGGUGGGGUGGCCAGCGGCAGCGGCAUCAGCUGCUACCAGAACGGCACGGAACCCGGGUCAGCGGCCACCGAGGGGAGCUGCCAGGAGGGCGACGACAUGUGCUCGGUGACCACAGUGAUGGGCUCGCUCGUGUACACCUGCUCCAACAAGAACGCCUGCGACCUCGCCAAAAAAGCGGGAGAAUUCUGGGGCGACCUCAUCGGGGAGGAGAAGGACCCGCUCGGGGACAUCCUCGGUUUCUCUUGCUGCCAAGGGGACGGGUGCAACGAGCCCGGCGCCGCGGCCCUCGCCCAGCAGCCGCGGCCUUCUGACCGCGUCGGCGCGUUCCACACGGUGACGGCUGCCCUGCAGCGCCACAGGGGUGGGGUGGCCAGCGGCAGCGGCAUCAGCUGCUACCAGAACGGCACGGAGCCCGGGUCAGCGGCCACCGAGGGGAGCUGCCAGGAGGGCGACGACAUGUGCUCGGUGACCACAGUGAUGGGCUCGCUCGUGUACACCUGCUCCAACAAGAACGCCUGCGACCUCGCCAAAAAAGCGGGAGACUUGUGGGGCGACCUCAUCGGGGAGGAGAAGGACCCGCUCGGGGACAUCCUCGGUUUCUCUUGCUGCCAAGGGGACGGGUGCAACGAGCCCGGCGCCGCGGCCCUCGCCCAGCAGCCGCGGCCUUCUGACCGCGACGGCGCGUUCCGCACGGUGACGGCUGCCCUGCAGCGCCACAGAGGUGGGGUGGCCAGCGGCAGCGGCAUCAGCUGCUACCAGAACGGCACGGAACCCGGGUCAGCGGCCACCGAGGGGAGUUGCCAGGAGGGCGACGACAUGUGCUCGGUGAUGACAGUGAUGGGCUCGCUCGUGUACACCUGCUCCAACAAGAACGCCUGCGACCUCGCCAAAAAAGCGGGAGACUUGUGGGGCGACCUCAUCGGGGAGGAGAAGGACCCGCUCGGGGGCAGCCUCGGUUUCUCUUGCUGCCAAGGGGACGGGUGCAACGAGCCCGGCGCCGCGGCCCUCGCCCAGCAGCCGCGGCCCUCGCCCAGCAGCCAGUAG